Messenger RNA from Fundulus heteroclitus (mummichog), 679 nucleotides. Its product is annotated as VPS10 domain-containing receptor SorCS2-like. The record is from RefSeq and is a predicted model, not a curated record. The transcript has 5 exons. The coding region runs from base 137 to 550 and encodes 137 amino acids. NCBI's taxonomy places the organism in Eukaryota, Metazoa, Chordata, Actinopteri, Cyprinodontiformes, Fundulidae.
GGUGAACCCAGGCCUCCCAACCACAGCUGACCUGUAUGUUCUACCACUGGACAACAAGCCAGCCAAGGGGAGUAUAUUCGUAGAUAAGCGUAUUCCAGCAGUCGCGCAAGCUUUCAACGACAAGAACAUCAGCUUCAUGGUCCGAGGAGGUCUACGGGUGCUGGUGAUGUUAGCUGACCCAAAUGCAGGCUACCAUGGAACAGCUGGAGGUCCAGGUGUUUGGGCACUAGCUGUCAUAUUCCUAAUAAGCAUCAUUGGCACUGGCUCAUUCAUUCUUUACAAGUUUAAAAGUCCUUGGCUUAGGACUGAGGAUGCCUAUCCUCCACUGUUUUUUAGAAAGCUUCCCGGAAACCGCAACAUCUAUGCCCAGAUGCACAAUGAGAAGGAGCAGGAGAUGACCAGCCCUGUCAACCACAGCGAGGACACCCAGCAUAUCAUCCAAGGCGAGGAGUUUAUCGACGACGACCUGGACUCGCAGACUCUAGGCAACCACUCAGGUGUGAUCCUGAGCAUCAACUCCAGAGAAUUACACGGUUACCUGAGCAGCUGAUGGCUGACAGGGCAAUGCUGACGGGCUAGCCCAGCCUAGCCGAGCCAGCUAACAAGCACAGGGACUCUGACUUACUCCUCUUCUUUUUCCCUUUUCCUUCAUCCACGUUGGAAAAACAUCAGAUCUACC